Amoebophrya sp. A120 is the source of this 3127-nucleotide messenger RNA. The record is from the annotation of a GenBank genome assembly. NCBI's taxonomy places the organism in Eukaryota, Dinophyceae, Syndiniales, Amoebophryaceae.
CAAGAACCCACUACAAAUAAUCUAUCAGUUCCACAGCCACCGAUAACCAUGUGACAUUCCCCUAGUACUUCCCAUGAAGCGAAAAAUGAAGCAUCCGCUCCCGGUGCGGGGAACAGUUCCCCUGUUCUCCACAACAGCUGCCGGAUCGAUCGCAACACUUUUUCUCCACACUGCUUCGCAAACAAGACAAAUCCACGCACUGGUGAUAGCGAAGGACGCAGCAGCAGCGGCAGCGUCGUCAGCAAGAACUUCUUCCACGUCGAAACAGAAGCCCACGAGCGCGACCUUUUCAACAAAUUUGAUCCCAGACGAGGUUUCCACGAAGACGGAUAUCAGGACAGAAACUACAUCAGGCUCUUCUUCUGUAUCCCUCGACCAGAAAAAUAAAUCUUCCUCCGCAAGCAAAAAGUCCGCUUCGAAGAAGAAGGCGAAAUUAGAGGAGGCAAAGAAGACUUUCGAGCGGGACCAGAAGGAGCUGGAGAAUUUACAGAAAGAAGAGGAUGAAAACGAGGAUACUAUCCUAUGUAAAAACGUCCCCACGACCCCAUAGUCAAGAUGGGGAAUCGGCUAGACAAGUCCGCGAGCUUUGGCCCGUUUGCAUGACAAAUUCGGAAUCGCAGUCUAGUGCUGUUUGAGGUAGUUCAGCAGCAUCACAGAUCUGGCGCAUCAUGCUGAUUGGCGCAAUACAAAUUCCAAAACACGAUCAGAAGAUGCUUCUCUUCCGGCUCCGCAUGACAAACAUUUUGGGCAUGCAGAUUUGCAUGACAACUGUGCAGUGGGGACGUUUUUACACAGGAUAGAUACCACCGAAACUGAAAAUGAGGAAGAUUCGGUAGAGUCAGAGGGUAAAUCAGCAUCGGAGCAACUAUAUCCAUUGCAAAUAUGUCUGGGUCUGGAAGAGUCUAUAGAUUUGUGAUGCAUGUUUUGCAAUGACCCAUGAUCGUCUGUGAUGUAUGCCCUACCAUCACAGAUUUUUAGAACCCUUCCUAAUGCCUAUUCCGCAUGACAAACGCCCUCCCGGCGUAGCACAAACUAGAGUCCUCCUGCUGGUGAUGCAAUACUUACAGAUUUUUUUUAGAUUCCAAAGUUGCCAUCACAAGUUGCACUCUUCCAGACCCAGACAUAUUUGCAAUGCAUAAACUAGAUGAGCUGGAGAAGGAGGAAGACGAGAGGACGGGGGACCACCAGGAAGAGUCUUCUUCCAACCCGUCAUCCGCUACAGAAACAGUGUUGAACGAAAAGAAGUCAACAAAAGCUGCUAGUGCAGGAGCAUCAUCAUCUGCAACAAGUGCAUCAACCACCUCUGGAAGUAGAACAAGAAAAGCGAAAAAAUCACAAUCGGAAAUCGAGAAGGGGAACUUCGAAGCCAGUCUGCCCACCAUCUAUGAGGGUGCACAACUCCCCCUCCCCCUCAUUUGUCAUGCAAAACCGCAAAUGCAAAUCCAUUUGGUGCCCUUUGGUUGUACUGUGUGCAUGACAAGAAAUUUCGGAAGGCCAAACGGCACUACCUUCGGCCGGUGAACUUGUCAUGCACAGGCCCCAGGAGUGCUGGUGUUUGUUUUGCUGUUCAUGUCAUACAAAUGAUGGGGAGAUGGAGUUGUGCACUCUCAUGCCAUCCCCUCGGGUAUCAUAACCCCGCCAACCGCGGAGAAGGCGAAAGUGCCGAAAUCCGUGUACAGCAAGGCGGAAGAGGCGAUGUUUCUCAACAAGGGAAAGCAGGACCCCACUGCGGGAGUGGCCACCGCCACCGGGACCGCAACCCCAGCACCCGCCCCAGGAGCGACGAGCACAACACAAGCGGCGGGGGACGUGACAACCAAGGGCGGCGAUCCCAUGUCGCAGGCGCAGGUGCAAACAAGUCAGUGGUAUCCGGGGGAGGGGGCGGCGAAAAAUUCCGUGUACUGCCAGGGAGUUUUGAUGCUCAACUCUGUGAAUCAAACGGUGUGGGUGCCGAGAACGGAAAAGUUGUGCGCGGGGGCGAUGCGAUAUUUGAACGGACCGAGGGCGUGCGAGUAUUCUGGUUUGAUAUUAGUAAGUUGUCAUGCCAAAAAGGGAAUGCAGGCCCUGUUUGUCAUGCAUCCUAGCAUCUCGUUAUUGUCAAACACGUAUUAAUUUAUUACAUCAGGUACGACCAAGUUUCCAAAAUUUGUCGUCCACGCACCGCCGCGUGCAAAUCUCCGCAAGCGACCUACGCGUGCGAAGCCUGGGCCCACUGCAAGGUUACCGCGGACAACGGUUGCGGGCCGAUAACGGAUUUGAAGGCCAUUGAGGGCAUGAUGGCAAAAGCGAACAGCUAUAUGGCGAUAGGUAUCCUGUGCAAAUAAAGUACUAUCGCACUCGUAUAUGAUUGCAGAUCUGCAUGGCAAACUUGUGCUCUCGCGUAAUUGUGCAUGACAAAUUGUAUUCUUUAACGCGGAAGGACAAUCUGUAAUGCAAAAACUUAUGCCACUUCUGCGAUACUAGUUUUGCAAUGCAUAUUUGGGUACGCUUUGUCGGAUGUAGUCGCGGUGGUGAAAAACGGAACGGCGAAUGCGGCAGCCACUGCUGCGCCUGCAGCCGAUGCUGCAACCACUGCGGCGCCGGCGGCAGCUGCUGCAACCACUGCGGCACCGGCAGCAGCACCAGCGGCAGCUGCCGGAACAACGGCGGUUUUGUAGUGAACACCGGAAGUGGAGCCGGAAGACGAGAGGGAAACGGCGAUAAGAUGGAGAUAAGCACAACUUUACGUGGGUGGAGUUGAAAAAAAAGUUUCUUUUUGAAGGAAUAAAACGACGUUGGACAGAAUCAAAUCUAGUGACAAGCAGAGAGGACUAGGUUUUUCAACAUCAAACUUUAUAUUCUUGAGAUUACAGGCAAAAAAUUUGCAGGACAAAUUUCGAAUUUCAUUUCAGAUUACACCGGAUUCCGAGCUACACAGGGAAGAAUCUAAGUCUAGUAUUUCGGCAAGUUAAUCAUGAGCUAUGCUCUAGUACUGAUGAGUACGUGCGUAGCCCGUAUGCUUUUUUGAAUGCCACUCCUGUACACCAAAAUUAAUGAACAUUCUCAAAGGUAGUUUCUUCAAAAACUCGGCAACAAGUAGCAGCUGCAUGUUUUCCAUCCCCAAGGGACCAGUUUUGAGCAGGUUGCG